AGUCAACGAUUUUCCAAGCCUCGCAGAUCUCCAUAAACCGAAAUGAACCACAAGUAAGGAAACCAUCGGAUAAAUCGUGAAUUAUCAAUCAUCCGGCAUAUAAUUUUUGCUGUCACCAAGGAUAUUUGCUGGCCGUUUUCCGAGUUAACUAAAGAGACCAAGAAACAGGAUGUCUGCUCCCCUACAGUUCCCAUUAAAAGAUAUAGAAUUGGUCACCAACAACUUUGAUAAAGAGAAUUUCAUCGGAGAGGGGUUUCUUGGGAAGAUUUAUGAAGGACAACUCUCUCUAUCCGGAGAGUUAGUUGAUGUUGCUGUACGGAGGUUAGAUAAUAGUUUUAGGCUACAAGAGAUUGCGUUUGAAAAGGAGAUCUCAACUCUUACUCGAAUUGAGCAUCCAAAUGUGGUCUCAAUUGUCGGGUUUUGUUAUGAGAACGAUGAGAUGCUAAUUAUACAAAAGCGAGUUGCCCGUGGAAGUCUAAGCAGUUAUCUAAGUGACCCCAGACUUACAUGGAUGAGAAGAUUGCAGAUAAGCGUUGGGGCUGUGCGUGCGUUGAGUUACUUGCAUAAUGAUGUGGGGCACAAUUUUAGUGUCAUACAUCAUAAUAUUAACUGCAAUUCAAUCUUGUUAGAUGAAAACUGGGAAGCCAAAAUAUCUGGUUUUGAAUAUUCCAUGACAAUACCGGCGGGAGGUCUAGACCUGGCAUAUGAAAAGCUUGGAAUCGGGACCUACAAGUCCGACGUGUACUCCAUUGGUAUCGUAUUGUUUGAACUCUUGUGCGGUAGGGAAGCAUUCAUAUCGAAAGAUGAUAAAAGUUUUCAAUCUUCAUUAGCCACAUUUCACUAUAAAAACCGAAAAUUGCAUGAGUUUGUUGAUGCCGAUUUAUAUAGCCAAAUGGAUCAACUAUCAUUCAAACUCUUCUCGAAAAUAGCGUAUACAUGCCUGAUCGAUCAAAGAGCACCACCAACGAUGAACGACGUCCUCAAAAGACUUGAGAGAGCAUUGAAAGUUCAAAAGACGCAGGACAAUAAUGAUCACUCAAAAGUUGCAGUUGAACGUACAAUACCAGACCACUUGAAUUUGAAGAUGAAGAGCUUGGAACAUAUGAGGAUUCGGCUAGAUGAUAUAGUGACGGCCACAGAAAAUUUUGCGGGAAAAUAUUGCAUCGUGUCUGGUGGAUUUGGUUCAGUGUACAUAGCAGAGCUUGACCAUGUGGAUAAAGCAUAUUGUUUUGCGAUUGGAAAAGAGAUUGAACGUGAGGUACCUAAGAAACGUGGCACAGUAGCUAUUAAAUGCAUCAUUGAUACAGAAGAUGAGAUAGCAGAACAAGGAUUUUAUGCAGAAAUUAAAAUGCUUACUAGUUGUAAGCAUUCCAACAUAAUUACUCUACUUGGAUUUUGUGACGAAGGUGGUAAAAUGAUCCUAAUCUAUGAGUAUGCUUCUAAUGGGAGUCUCAAUUAUUAUUUACAAAAAAUGAAUAACAAUCCUGAUGACAGUUGGGCGCAUCGAUUGAAAAUUUGCCUUGAUGUUGCUAAGGGAUUAAGUUUCCUUCACACUAACGAGGGAGAACUACAAGAGAUAGUGCACCGUGACAUCAAAAGUGCCAACAUUCUGUUGGACGAAAAUUUUAAAGCAAAGAUUGGUGACUUUGGGCUCUCCAUAUUCCUCUCUGUCAGUGAAGAGCAUCACACUCCGUAUUCUAGUAUAAUUGUAGGCACACCGGGGUACAUGGAUCCACAAUAUAGCAAAAAUGCUAAAUUGAAAAAAGAAUUAGAUGUUUACAGUUUUGGAGUACUCAUGCUUGAGAUCUUAUGUGGGACAGUAGCCUAUGAUCCAAAAUUCACUAAUAACAAGGGGCUCGCACUCUUAGCGCGACAACACUUCAAUAAGGGAACAAUUAAGGAAAUGGUAGACCAUAAAAUAAUUAAAGAGAUUACUGAAACCCUCUUUACUUCUGUUGAAGGUCCUGAUCAAGAGUCUUUGGACACCUUUUCCAAAAUUGCUUUUAAAUGUUUGGCAGAAGCACAAGUCGAGCGUCCAACUAUGGAAAUUGUUGUAAAGGAACUUGAGAAAGCCCAAUACUUGCAGGAAAACCGCAAAGACGUAUUACAAAUUUCACUUAAAGACAUACAGUUAGCCACAAAUAACUUUAAUUGUGAGAAUUUCAUUGGAUCCAGUGGAUUUUCGAAGGUAUAUAGGGGAGAAGUUUUACAUCCUAAUGGACAAACCACCAGAAUAGUUGUGAAGCGGUUUUUACAUCAGGGUAAUGACAUAUAUUAUGAUUUCGCCAACGAGCUUACAAUUUUAGUGGAGCACCAACAUGAGAAUGUCAUUGCUCUCUUUGGUUAUUGUGAGGAAGGAGAAGAAAGAAUCGCUGUUUAUGAGUAUAUGUCGAAUGGAAGUCUUGACAAGCAUUUGGAUAAUGCUAGUCUUACAUGGGGUAAACGUCUUAAGAUAGCUAUUGACAUUGCAAGUGGUUUGGAUUUUCUUCAUGGAGGUUUCGUAACAGGAAAGGUGGUGAUCCAUCGAGACAUCCGAAGCAGAAACAUUCUACUUGAUGGAGAAAUGCGUGCAAAAAUUGCUACGUUUGGGUUUUCCAAAAGGCAUUCAAUAGAACAGAAAACCGUUAUCUUUCCUGCUAUUGGCGCCACAUUGACUUACGUGGACCCAGAAUACGAGAGGGCAGGUGUGUUAAGCAAAGAAUGCGAUAUAUAUGCAUUUGGUAUUGUUUUAUUUGAGAUCAUGUUCCGGAGUUUGGCAUACUCCAAAAAGUUCGAGAAAUACGAUUUUCUAGGCACUUUGAUUAAACGCCUGUAUAAAGAAGGAAAACUCGAUAACAUGGUGUUUGAGGGUACAAAUGAACAAAUUGCUUCACAAUCGCUCAGUAUUUUUCGACGGGUAGCCAUUCAAUGCUUACAUGAAAACAGAGAAGAAAGGCCAACGGCAGGUCAAGUGAUAAUCCAACUUAAGAACGCGUUACAAAUUCAAGUUUCUGUGAUCCGGGGUACACACUCUGACUAUAGCUCACUUCACUGCUUGGAAGUUCUUUGUUGUUUCCUAAAAAUGGCGAACAACAAUCUGACGACGAUGGUGCAAAGCCUCAAGCACAAUGCUGAGGUAGGAAGUAACGACAAACCUCCUUUGUUGAUCAACGAACUUGAUUUUCCUGAGUGGAAGGAGCGUUUCGAAAGGUAUGUUCGAGCAAAAGACAUCAAAAUCUGGUUGUGCAUCGUUAAAGGAUGUGGUGCUACUCCGGUACGUACGUUGACGAUUGAUACGUAUUUGGCACUCACUGAUGAUCAGAAAAAGUUUUAUGACUGUGAAGAGAAAGCUAUGUCAAUGAUAACGAUGGCAAUGACACAAUCUAUACUUCAUACGUUCCGUAAGAGAAAUAGCUCAAAGGAAUUGUGGGAUAGUAUGAUCCAGCGAUAUGAAGGAAACGAAAUGUACAAGAAACGACGUCUCGAACGUUUGAAGACUCAAUUCGUUGUGUUCAAGGCUUUGAAGAAUGAAUCAUUUGAUGACACAGUGAAUCGAUUUUAUCAUCUGCUGAGCGAACUUGAUAGAAGUAAAGAGGGUAUCUACACUGAAUUCGAGAAGGUUGAGAAGUUUCUGAAUUGUCUUUCGAGAGAAUGGAAUAUGUACACCGCUUUGAUCAGAGAGGGUGUUCUCUACGAAGAGCUUACAUUGGAAGAAGUUGUUCAGAAGCUGAGGGGUUACGCUUGGAAUAUGGAAGAUCAAGCAUCUGAAUUCGAGAAGAUCCAAGAUCCUCAGUUGUAUAAGGCUUCGAAACCAACGGAUAAGGGUAGUAAUGGUGGAGUCGGUGUUGCUUUGUACUCGGAAAAUGAAGGUCCUGCAAGUGAACACACCUUCAUAAGCAACAAUGUCAGUUCAAGUGGAACAACCAAUUCAAAUCAAGGGAUGUACUCUUCUAGUGGCGCUCAUAAAUCUCAAGGAACAAGUGUAAACAUUCCUAAGAUAGAUGCAAGCGGCUUGAAGUUGAUUGAAGAAAAUAUGGGUCUGUUGGCGUCCUUCAUGACUGCAUACGAGAACUUCUGUCUUGGGAAGCUCGUUGAACCGUCAAGUCUCGAUGAAGACUUCGAUCAGAUAGAUCAAGACGAGAUGGAAGAACUUGAUCUACAGCUCAAUAUGGCUCUGUUAGUCCGUAGAGCGAAGAAGUUUCUGCUGAAGACGGGUAGGAAGUUCAUAGGAGGUCAGACAAAGACUCGAAUGGGGGUCGACAUGUCAAAGGUAAAGUGUUACAACUGCGGGAUCUACGGGCAUUUCGCACGUGAUUGUCGAAAGCCGAAGAUGGAAAGAUCUGACAACAACUCCCGAGGAAACAACUCAAGACCUCAAAACAAUACAUCAAAUGCUACCUCCAACUCAAGUGCUCGUUCAAGUGGGUCUGAAAAUACCACAUCUUCGACAAACAAUGCUAUGGUGGCUCAACCUUUACAGAGUGUGACUGAGCCUUAUGACUGGGGUUGUGCUUUGGAAGACAUCUCAGGAGCUAUUGUGUCACAAGCUUUCAUAGCUGAAAUUGUGAACGAAGAAGUGUUUGAAGAGGUUGUUGAAGAGACAAGCAUUGAGGAGCUUGCAGUUGUAGCUGAAGUUCUUGGGGAAGAGUUGGAUUCGGGAAAUGUUACUGAGAAUGAAAGUCCUUCGAUCGAAGAGACUGUUGAGAAGCCUAGCAAGACAGAAGAUGGAGAAAAAGGAGAACGCUUUGAAUUCAACAUCUCCACAGCUGAAAUGCAGCAAUUUGCGGAUGCAGAAGCUAAAAGGUUGGAAGAAAAUUCCGUAGAAAAUGAGGCUUGUGCAUUCAUGGCUGGCAUUGAGGAAAAAGGCUUGGGCAUUGUUAGAAUUCCAUUUGAAGACAUAAAAUAUGCCACAAAUAAUUUCAGUAAUGAGAAGUGCAUUGCAACAGAAAGACAUGGAAAGGUAUACAAAGGACAACUUCCACAUGCUAAUGGACAUGAAAUCAUUGCUGCAAAGAGGUGGGAUAGGAUUCACGGUCAAGAAUAUGCCGAAUUUCAUCGAGAGCUAGAAAUUCUUUUCAAGUUUAAACACAGGAAUGUCAUUCAUUUGGAAGGCUAUUGUGAUGAGAUGGAUGAAAAAAUCACAGUUUAUGAGUAUGCGUUUAAUGGAAGUCUUGAUAAGUGGUUGGACAACAUAAGUCUUACAUGGACGAAACGGCUUGAGAUAUGCAUUGGUGUUGCAAGUGGGUUGGAUUUUCUUCAUGGAGAUGUUCUAAGACAAGAGACCGUGAUACAUAGGGGCCUCACAACUAGUAACAUUCUACUAAGUAUUGAUUGGGAAGCAAAAAUUACUGAUUUUGGGUUUUCCUUGAUAAGUCCAAAUAAUCAAGAUAUCGACUACGUCUUCGAGGAGAAACCUGCCGGUGGUAGUCAGGGCUACAUUGACCCAACAUACGAGGAAACGAGUACAAUAAGCAAAGCAUCUGAUAUAUACUCAUUUGGUGUGGUUUUAUUUGAGAUAUUGUGUGGCAAAUUGGUGUAUUCAACUAGUUACCAUGGUAUUAACCAACAGUAUCUAGGUCCUUUGGCUAAAAACUACUACGAACAAAGAAAACUUGAUGAGUUGGUGUUUGAGGGUAUAAAGGAACAAAUUGUGCCACAAUCAUUGUCUACAUUUGCAGAUAUUGCCUAUAAAUGCUUACAUGAUGAACGACAUCUGCGGCCAACAGCAGGUCAGGUGGUUAAACAGCUCAAGGAAGCGUUGGAAUUCCAAGUGGAUUUUGAAACAUGGGAGCCCAAACUGCCUAGCGACUACAAAGCAAUAAUCCAACAGUCACGAACCCCUGAGAUCUACACUACCAAAAAGAAAAAAGAUCUUUAUGACAUGCUCUGUGAAGGAAUCCUCAUUCAAAAAGGAAAAGUGUGGUUUUGGUUGGACAGUAAUAACAACAGCAAUGAGAUGGUAUCAGCAACCUUGUUUACAUAUAAAAAUCAGAGUUCACAAAAGUGGAGACGUAUCCACAAAUCAAGGUUCCAGAGAGUGCCGAUGAUGAUGGAUAUUUCAAAUCUAAAGAUUCAAACCCAGAUAAAGGCUCAAUUUUUAACUCCAAGUAUCACUUAUGGGGUUUAUCUGGUCUUCAAAUUUGGUGAACCAAACCAAAUUUCAGGUGAACAAAUGUAUGUCAACUUGAUGUACAAAAGGAAGGAUGAAACCUUCCAUGCAUAUUUUGCAACAUGGAGAGACGAGAAGUGGUUGAUGAUUGAAUUGUACCGGUUCUUGAAUACUGAGGACGCCGGUGAUUUUGAGGUUUUUCUAGAGAGUUUUUCACAAUAUUAUUGCAGAAGUCGUGCCAUCUACAUUGAAGGCAUUGAGUUUCGAGCCAUUGACAAUGUGACUCAUAAAAAAAUCGAGAAAUUAAAGGAUGUCCAGCAAACCAUGAGAUCAAACGUGAACAUGGGUCAGAUUCAACAUCUACCAACUGACUAUGAUGAAAGUUACGAGUUCUCCGAAACAUAUGAUGAGGGUGCAAAGUUGUUCCAGCUAGGUGAAAUGAGCAGAAAGAAACAUCUUAUGCUUUCUGCAAAGGAGGUUAUGUAUGACUCUUCCAUGAAGCCUUUCAAAUCAAAACCCUCGGAACAGUCGAGUUUUCAGGAGGUGAUUGAGGUGCUAUCACAACAAGUAUUUCGUCUCAAGUGCAAGAUUGAAAGUCGAACAUUGUCACCAGAUACAGAUUAUAGGUGUUACCUAAUAUUCAAGCUUUCAGAAAAAUGUUUUGGCCUGCAUUGUCCUGUGAAAGUACGAGAUCUACUCCACCGAAGUAACAAAAAGACUAAAGCUUUUUAUUUUAGAACCCCGAAAGCAUGGAAUAUACAUGAUAUCAACCAGGUCCCACAAAAAAGGGAAGAUGGAUGGAUGGAGGUCAAUGUGUGGAAGUUUAACUCAAGGGAUGGGCCUAGAAAUGGUUGCAUUCAUGUAAAUUUGAAAGUUAUAAGUUACGAAGGAACAAUGUCUGGCCUUAUUGUAUGUGGCCUCGAGUUUCGGCCAAUGUAAUCAUAAGAAUAGUAUAUAUUUCAGCCACGUUGUGUUCUUAAUGUUAAUAUUUUUGUAACUUAGGGUGUAUGUGCCUCCUGAUGAAAACCUUACAAAGCAGUUGCUUUGUCAAAGUGUAUGUAUUAAUUUUAUGCGAUGA
Molecule: messenger RNA, 7166 nt
Organism: Helianthus annuus (common sunflower)
Lineage: Eukaryota; Viridiplantae; Streptophyta; Magnoliopsida; Asterales; Asteraceae
Exons: 13
Coding region: 170-7027 (2285 amino acids)
Biological process (GO): protein autophosphorylation
Cellular component (GO): plasmodesma; plasma membrane
Molecular function (GO): zinc ion binding; nucleic acid binding; transmembrane receptor protein tyrosine kinase activity
Source: RefSeq, a predicted model, not a curated record